Malaclemys terrapin pileata is the source of this 5390-nucleotide messenger RNA. RefSeq names its product coiled-coil and C2 domain containing 2B (gene CC2D2B). NCBI's taxonomy places the organism in Eukaryota, Metazoa, Chordata, Testudines, Emydidae. The transcript is spliced from 37 exons. Gene Ontology annotation, cellular component: ciliary transition zone. The record is from RefSeq and is a predicted model, not a curated record. The coding region runs from base 122 to 4576 and encodes 1484 amino acids. Gene Ontology annotation, biological process: protein localization to ciliary transition zone; non-motile cilium assembly.
GGCGUGGGUACCGGGGGUGGAGGACUGCAGUUGCUGCGCCAUGAGGGCUACAAAUUAAGAGCCAUAUGCUACAGGGGAUCUUCCAAUGGUAACAAAAGAAGGUUUGCACAAAAAUUAAUAAAUGGACCCUGUUCAAAAAGAAGAAGAAGAAAUGUCAUCAGAUAACCAGAAAAAGGAUGCUCAAGAAACAAUUCUAAAGAAGAACGCUCUGAGAAGAGAAAGUGCUAGAAAAAAGUUGACUGAAGACAGCGAACAUGUUAUUAGGCAUCAAACAGAAGAAUUUGUAGAUCAGAAUUUCCAGGAAGAUGUGGCUGAUGUAGAAAAACGAAGGAGUGUAACUGAAGCAUUACGAGGUAGAGUAAGAGAGAAACUGAAAACAUACAAGGUUGUACAAGAAAAGUCCACAGACAAAAGCCUCUCUGAUACUAAAAUAUACCAGAAAAACCUUGAAGUGAGGACUGAGACAGAAAUCUUAUCAGAUGACGGCUUUACAUUUUUUAUUAUGACUGGUGAAGAAGGCUCAGAAUUAAAAGAUUUGGACAAAAAUACAUACCAGCAGAAAUUAAUACAUGACAGUCAUCGAGAUCUUGAUGUCUUGAAUGAUGAAAGUAGUCCUCUGCUUGACAGUGUGGAAGAAGUUUUAUUGCCAGAUGUGCUUGAAGUGAAAGCUGCUGAAUAUGAAUGCAAUGAACUGCAGAUUAACAAGCAAUGGGAACAUCUUUUUGUGCCAAGCAGUUCUCCAGUGGUUCAUAGCUUUAAACUACCAAGAGGCAUGAUGCCACGCAUCCUAGAAGAUGAAGGAUUGUAUAUUCCAAGAAAACCAGAAAUUUGUAGGAGAAGUUAUAACAAAAUGGAAAAUCGUCUUCUGAAGCAAGAAGGGGGCAAAAACUGGUUUGAAGAAAGUGGGGAAAUAAUUUCAUUACCUUCUCCAAUCAAACAAUCACGGAACUUCAGAAAAAGUUUUCCUCUUAAGACUGGUCCAGGAUUAAAGACAAUAUACAAGAAGGCAAUGCAACCUGAAUUGGAAAGCUGCAUCAUAACUAAAUCAGGGGGUCAAGGAGAACUUUAUCAGCUAGAUCUCAAUAUAUCAAGUUUAUUGUUCAGCCACCAUCCUCUUUUCAGCCAAGAACAUGUGUUGGCUGCUAGGUUGCUCCAACUUUAUGAAUGCUUUCAGAACAGACAACAGCAUAAUAUAGCUCUCUUGCUAUCUGAAAAGCUUAAAGCAUUAAUAAAUGCUACCAAAAUAAUAGAAAGUAGUUUGGAAGCAAGCCAACUGAGCAGGAAAACUUUAGAUGACUACCAAUGGCAAAUAAGAGAUACCAAGAAAUUGUAUGACCUAGAACAGCAAAAAGAUAUUUCUUUAAUACAUAGUAUGUUAAAAGUCUGGAAACAAAUAAAAUCUGUACGUAGACAGCAAGAAUAUACAAGUACACCUGUAAAAUUACAGUUUCAAAAAAGGCUGACAAAGAAAAAUAAUGAGGAUGAAUAUAAGGCAGGAUUAGCACAAGAUGCUGAAAAAGACAGAUGGCUGGAGGGAGAAGAUAAUAUUGAUAACCCUGACAAUAUUUCAGAGACCUGGGGAAAACAGAAGGGAUGUUUGGAUUCAGCUCCUCCAUUGGUGAGUUCAACACAACUUUCAGAGAUAAAGGAAUCCUUUUUCAUACCACUUCUCACUUUGACUGCAGAAAUAACAGCAGUGUCCAAGUGUCCCAUGUAUGAACAGAAGAGAAGAGCCAAAGUUCAGAGGCAACAGUAUUUUAUUAAAAUAUUUUACAAUGAAAAACAAGUCUCUUGCACUUCAGUAGCUCCCCUACAGCUGGAUUUUAGAGUAAUGUUUCAGCAAAUUUUUAGUAUUCAGUUAUUAAAUUGGCCUGAAUCUCUUCGAUUGGAGAUUUGUGAAUCAUCUAAAAGGACAAAUAUGUUGGCCAAAAUAUAUUUACCUAUUCCUGACAAUACUGUACUGCAAAGCAAAGGUGUAUUGGAACAGGCGGAAUUUAGCUGUGACCAGCAAGUUAAACCCACAAAUGGAGAAGUGGGAAGCAAUGUACCUUUUCUUCUGGAUGAAAAUGAAACUGAAAAGGUGUGUCUUUUGACAUCAGGAAAACUAAUGUAUUCCUUAUCCUGGGCGGUCGAUGAGGAAGGAAUUCCGUUAGCCCCUGUAUCUCAGAAAAUAAUCUCUGCUUGUUACAGUGUGCCAAGAAACAUAAAUGCAGAAAUAGCUACUGGACUCUUGUGGUUCACUGACAGACAGAAGCUUACUGAAUGGGCCAAAGAAGUCAAGAUUGAUCCUAAUGACCCUGAGUAUUCAGAUUUGAUAGAAUUCAUUAUGUAUGCAAGAUCCAAGGAACAAACUGUGUCAAAAUAUUUUCGUCUUGAACAGCUGCAAGAAGAAUUUAACUUUGUUACUGAAGAAGAGAUUAAAAAGUGUAAACGUUUCCAGCUGUUGCAGCUUAGGAAUUCAGAGCAAUUAGAUUUCUGCCAUUUUCGGCAAAUACCACUGUAUGAUAGAGAGAUACCAGAUGCAGUCAUUCAGGAAUAUGAAAGCCAGUUAGAGAAGGAUAUAUCAAUGACAGAUAUGGAUCCUAUUACUGCUCAAAGGAUUAGGUCUGCCAACUUUAUAAGGAAGAUGAGAAAACUAAUUUUAAAGCGACUUGUCAAAGUUAAGCACAAAUUUAAUUUAAUGGAUAUUGUGAGCGAUUAUGAAGAAAUUAUAUCUAUGAGCCAUUUGAGGAAUGCAGUUUUUAAGAUAGGUGAACGUAGAAGACAUUUAAAGCCGCAAAGAAAAGAAAGAAAAAAAGUUCCAGCGCAGACAGUUUCUGAUGGAGAUGUUAAGAUUCUUAUCAGAGUAUUGAGAGCUUAUAACAUUCCUACAAGAAAUCCAUCAGUUACUAGACCAACAGGUGUUCAUUUGCCAGCAUAUGCAAUUAAUCAGCUGUCCCGGAGUAGACAUCUACUAUCAGGCAACUCAUCACACACAUCUGAUCCUCUAAGUGAGGUGACUGUGCAUCCUUUUGUAGAAGUUUCUUUCCAGCACACAGUUUAUCAAACUAGCACUGCAGAUGGAUCUCAUCCAUGCUGGAAUGAAGAACUUCAAGUGGAUUUUAUAUCACCAGGACAUGAUUAUAGCUUUUCAGGACUGUCUAAAAUAAAAGACAAUAUAUAUGUCAACAUUUUUGAUGAAGUUAGGGUGGAAAAACAUGAGGAUACUUGUCUUAAGGGUUGCAGUGGCCACUCGUAUAUAAGAAAGAACUGGUUUGGAUCAGUUACUUUUCCUUUCUCUGCUCUUCUGGAACAAUCAAAGAUCUGUGGUACAUUUCAAGUAAAUACGCCACCAGUUUUGCUUGGCUACACUUGGAGCAAGCCCUGUGCAUCUCAUAAAGAAGAGCACUGUGGACAGAAUUUAAAAGAAUAUACCUUUUUAACCAUCUUUGCUACGAUUGAACCUCAGCUAUCUUCUGUUGAAAAUGAUUUAGAAUCAGAUAAGUUUGCAGAUCAUGAAGAUGAAACACUUUCGCAAAGAGCAUGCAUUUUAAAAAAAAAUUGCAAGGCAAAAUUUCCAAAAAGAAGAAUAAUAACCUCUGUUUUUGACAAUGAAGGACGAAAUAUUUUAGUUACAAAAUAUAUUAGGGCACUAAAUCCACCACAGCUGCUACUAGAUAUGUAUCUUGACGAUCCUAAUGCAACUUUUGAUCUUAUUUCUCAAUUUGUGUCUUUAAUUCCUUGUGUAUCAGAUACAUUGGAUGAAAAUGCUGAUGUUGAUGUUUGGAUGACAUCAGAGCAUUGCAUCAAUUUGGCUAUUGGAAAUAAAGGAGAGCAUGCAGUGCUUCUGUGUAACUACCUUCUGUAUUUUGGGAAAAAAGCAUGGGUGCUGUUGGGAACAUCAGUGUUAGAAGGGAAAGUGGCAUAUGUAUUAACUCAUGAAAAUGAAGAAUAUUUCCUUUGGAAUCCCUUGAAUGGACAGUGUUAUAAACAGUUUGAUACAUUUUGUCCCCUACAAAGUGUUGACUGCUUAAUCAAUAGGGAAAAUGUCUGGUUCAAUACACAGCAAAACAGUUCACCAAUGUGCGUAAGUUUUGAAAUUUCAAAGGAAGGUUUUUGGAGGCAAUUUCUACCAUACAAUUUUCAAUGCAUAAAAACACAAACUGUACAGCCAAAAGAAAUACUUUACACCCCUACUAAUGGAAGCAUGGUAGAAGAACUACGGAACAGGAUCGAAAAGACCUUAAAAAGUAAAAUAAUGGAAUGGCGAUUUCAGCAACCAACUCGGUGGCAUCGACAGUGUACUGCUCUUCUACGACAAAUUCUUCCCAAGCUAGAAUUAAGAAAUAGGAUCUUUGUUACAGACAAAGAAGAAAAUGAAUUGGAAAGUUUACUGGAACAUUAUUGGGUGACAGGAUACCCUAUCCAGAUGCCAUACACAGAUUUACCAUCAAUAAGCGAGGCUGUGUAUCAAACUGGCAUUCAUUCUUCAGAAAUCCCAAACACAGAAUUUGCUCUUGCUGUGUAUAUUCAUCCAUACCCAAACAACAUCUUAUCUGUAUGGAUCUACUUAGUUUCUUUGGUCCGUCAUCAGUAAACAGUGCUGAAUUCAAUUAUAAUUAAACUAAGUUACUACAUGUUACCUCUCAUAGUUUAAGAUGGUUAUUUAGGCAUGAGAGCUGGGACAUGAGAAGGUAAUUUUAUACCACAAGAGAUAAGCCAGUACUAUUUAUUGUACAUUAAUAGAAUUUUGUUAAUGUAGAGAGAUUGUAGUUUUUAAAAAUUCUAAUUAGAUCCAGUAGAUCUAUUAUAAAUUGACUUUAUCAUUUUUGCUAAUUUCCCAAUAAUCUGAGACCAGCAUUAAACUCCUGUAAAUCAUUAGAAUUAUAUUUAGUGUCCAGAGAAGUUGUUUAAAUGAUUUCUUGGAAAGUAGAGAGUAAACCCUUUGAGGAAAGAUCUUAAUGGGUUGUUUUAUAAAAGAAUUAGAAUUUAGGGUCUUGCUGCCUCAACACAGUGAAUUUCAAACAUUUCAAGAGUAACACAUAGUUGAUACUAUUAGUUAAAUAAGGUGCUGUAGAAUAUUGUGGAAUGCAUAUUAAUGUUUGACUGGUAAAGACAUAGUAGAUUACAAUGGUGAAUGUGAAAGUUGUGUAAUAAAAUACAAGUUUGUAACUUUAAUAUCCAGAAGGCUUCCCUAAAUCUUAAGGCAUUGUCCUACUCCUUUGAAAUCAUUGGGGGCAGGAACAGAUCCUUAGUGUCAUUGCUAACUUGUGAAGUUCACUUUGUGUGUUAUGUUUUAUAUUCUUUUAAUUUUCAGUUCUACGUUUUUUUGGAAUGAUUAAUGGCAAAUAUUUUGUUCAAGUAGUGUUAUGAAAAUCCUUACUUUCCUUUAGCAGAAUGUUUAUGUUGUU